AUGGCUUCGGUUGACUAUUCCGUAUAUCCCCACACCAGAUUCCCCAGGCCAGCGCUGUGUGCCGCCAGAAACCCGACACCAGGGGCUAUUCUGUAUCAAUUGGUCACUGGGUGGCUGCUGAGAUUUGUUCAUCAUGAGCCGACAUCGGUCGGUGAAACAUUGCAAAUCGCUAUUGAAGGUGAAGACUGGGCAAGUACUGACAUGGUUUGGAUACUUAGAUAUAGAUUAAUAAUAGCCUUGGCGUUCGAAAAGACUGAUGCGAUGCUUUUAUGGUAUAGUCGUGGCCUAGUAGAGUCUUAUAAAUUACUAUUCUAUAGUAAAAUCCUACUAUUAAUCAGUAGUAGUAGUAGUAGUAGUAGUAGUAGUAGUAGUAGUAGUAGUAGUAGUAGUAGUAGUAGUAGUAGUAGUAGUAGUAGUAGUAGUAGUAGUAGUAGUAGUAGUAGUAGUAGUAGUAGUAGUAGUAGUAGUAGUAGUAGUAGUAGUAGUAGUAGUAGUAGUAGUAGUAGUAGUAGUAGUAGUAGUAGUAGUAGUAGUAGUAGUAGUAGUAGUAGUAGUAGUAGUAGUAGUAGUAGUAGUAGUAGUAGUAGUAGUAGUAGUGGUGGUGGUGGUGGUGGUGGUGGUAGGGGUGAGGUACAUAGUCUACCUCGCCAUUCACGUUCUUUGGUGGCUCAGGAUGUGGCUCGACGCCCCUUUGGUCAGGGUGUGGGGAUGUUGAAGAUGGCAUCUUGGACUUGGAAGGUGAGAAUGUAA
Messenger RNA from Aspergillus oryzae RIB40, 750 nucleotides. RefSeq lists its product as uncharacterized. The transcript is spliced from 3 exons. Bases 1 to 750 code for a protein of 249 amino acids. The record is from RefSeq and is a predicted model, not a curated record. Gene Ontology annotation, molecular function: mRNA binding. Lineage: Eukaryota; Fungi; Ascomycota; Eurotiomycetes; Eurotiales; Aspergillaceae.